Messenger RNA from Eimeria mitis, 777 nucleotides. RefSeq lists its product as uncharacterized. Bases 1 to 777 code for a protein of 258 amino acids. The record is from RefSeq and is a predicted model, not a curated record. NCBI's taxonomy places the organism in Eukaryota, Apicomplexa, Conoidasida, Eucoccidiorida, Eimeriidae. The transcript is spliced from 4 exons.
AUGCAACGCCUGGUUCGGGUGUAUAUCCAUCAGCCCCAGCAUCAACGCCACCCCCUCCGCCUUAUUGCCCAUAUCCACCCAAAUAUCACUCCCCCCACAAAACACACUUCAGGCCCUGCAUGCAGCAGCAGCAGCAGCAGCAGCAGCAGCAGCAGCGGUAGAGCGGCAGCAGCAGCAGCAGCAGCAGCAGCAGCAGCAGCAGCAGCAGCAGGAACAAGUGAUACAACAGAAGCAGCAAUUACAACAGCAGCAGCAACAGCAGCUAUAGCAGAAACGAGUACGGCAGCAGCUGCAGCAACAGCACCAGCAGCAGUAGUUACAGCAGCAGCAACACAGCAGCAGCAGCAGCAGCAGCAGCAGCAGCAGCAGCAGCAGCAGCAGCAGCAGCAGCAGGAUACCGAAGGUAUUUCUGAUGUCGCUGCGUAUGAUCAUAACCCCCUCAUGGAGGCUUUCUCUGUGCAUCCCCCGGUUGUCAACACAACCAAAACGAACUGCUGCAGCAGCAGCAGCAGCAGCAACAGCAGCAGCAGCAGCAGCAGCAGCAACAACAGCAGCAGCAGCAGCAGCAGCAGCAACAGCAGCAGCAGUAACAGCAGCAGCAGCAGUACCGCAGCAGCAGCAGUAACAACAGCAGCAGCGGCAGCAGGAACAGCCGUACAGCAGCAGCAGCAGCAGCAGCAGCAGCAGCAGCAGCAGCAGCAAAAGCAGCAGCAAAAGCAGAAGCAGCAGCAGCAGCAGCAGCAACAGGAGACAGUUGUAUGUAUUUCUAUUAAUUAA